This is a messenger RNA of Oryza sativa Japonica Group (Japanese rice), 4303 nucleotides long. RefSeq lists its product as uncharacterized. Lineage: Eukaryota; Viridiplantae; Streptophyta; Magnoliopsida; Poales; Poaceae. Gene Ontology annotation, molecular function: DNA binding. The record is from RefSeq and is a predicted model, not a curated record.
CACCUCGUCUUCUUCUUCGCUAAGCCUAAAAAGAAAAAAAAAAAAGGUCUCCCUCCUUUUUCUUCUCUUCAACCCCCUCUCCACGCACGCGCUCCCCCCCGCGCGCUCGCUAACCCUAGCCAUGGCCGCACCACCAUCCGACCACUAGCCGCGGCGGCCAGCGACGGCGAGGCCCCCCCACCCCGUCCUCCUCCUCCUCCUCAUCCGCUUCUCUCCGGUCCGUCCCUUCGUUGACUGCCGCUCGGUUUGCUUCCGAGGGUUUUCCUCUCCCGCUGCUGCUGCGAGGGAGGGUCGAUCCGUUCCUCCGCUGGGCGUGCCUGUGCGGGUGCUCCUCCUCCUGCUUCUUCCGCGGACUCCUCCUCCUCGAAGGUCCUUGUGAACUGAAGUAACCUCCACAGGAGUUCACAUGUUCUAGAACACCAAGUGUCAGGGGAAAAACAUUAUGGAUUACAGCAACAGUUCAUGUUCUAGAACAUGCAGUGGGCUUGUUAGGUUAAACAACACUAUAGAGUCCAAUGAGGUUCUGUUUUCUAAAACAAGAAGUGGGCUUGUUAGGAUAAACAGCACUGUAGAGUCCAAUGAGGUUUCGCUUUCUAAAACAAGAAGUGGGCUUAUUAGGGGAAACACCAAUGUGAGAUCCAAUGAAGGUUCAUAUUCUACAACACGAAGUGAGCUUGCUGGGGCAAAUGGCGUUGUGGAUUCCAACGUGGGAGAUUUAUGUUCUAAAACACGAAGUGGGCUUGUUAGAAGAAAUGCCACUUUGGAUUCCAAUGAGGGAUCAUGUUCUAAAACACGAAGUGGGCUUGCUAGGGGAGAUGGCAUUGUGGGUUUAAAUCAAGGUUCAUCCUCUAAAACAAGAAGUGGGCUUGUUAGGGGAGGUGACAUUAUGAAUUUCAGUGAAGGUUCAUCCUCUAAAACACGAAGUGGGCUUGUUAGGGGAAACACUACUGUGGCUGCCAGUAAUGGUUCAUAUUCUGCAACUCCAAGCAGGUUUGUUAGAGGAAACAUCAUUGUGGGUUCCAAAGAGGGGUCAUGUUCAAGAACAAGAAGUGGGCUUGUCAGAGAAAGCAUCCAGAUGGAUUACAGUGACAGUUCAUGCUCUAGAACUCGAAGUGGGCUUGUCAGAAGAAAGCCCUUUAUGGUUCAAGUCAAGGAUGAAGCUGCCAUGAAUGGGCUGUCUGAUGACUGUUUGAAAGAGGACAGUCCAGGAAAGAAUGAACCAAAUCACAAGAGUAAUCUGGUUGAAAAUAGUGAUAAACCAGUCAUGAAGGGGCCUGAUGGAUGGUGGAAAGAAGGCAUGCUAACAAAGAAUGGGUCAAAGUACAUGAGUGACCCGGUUCAAACCAAGGGUGAAGCAUGCAUCAAUGGGCUUCCCGGUGGACAAUGGAAAGAAAACAGUGCGGAAAAGAAUGUAUCAAAUCACAAGAAUGAGCUGGUUCAAAGAAAGGAUGAUCUAAUUGUUGAUGGGCUUCCUGAUGGAUGGUGGAAAGAGGACAGACCAAGGAAGAAUGGAUCAAAUCUGAAGACUGAUCCGUACUACAUUGAUCCAGUCAGUGGAUAUGAAUUUCGCUCUCUGAAGGAUGUGCACCGUUUUCUUAAAUCAGGGGACAUCUAUAAAUGCAUUGUAAGGCCAAGAAAGAGAACUAUCCAAGAUCCUUGUACUAUUGAAAACCAAUCUCAUACAGCAACAUUGUUGCAACAUACAAGGCCAGGUACCGCCGACAAGGCCAUUCAAUGUGAAUUGCUAACUUCAGAAGGUCUCAUGCUGCCGUGGGAGGAACAGCUCAGUCCAUAUAGAGAACUCAACAACCCAAAAAAGAUGCCCGAGUUGGAGGGCAUGAUAGCAUCUCAAAAACAUGCCUACAAAGUUGAUGCUCCAAGGGAAAAGAAAUCUUUUCCGAGAAAAAGAAAACAGCCAAGUGCAGGAGGGAAGCCCAAGAAGCAUAAAAUCGUCCCUGCAAAAAUGGUUGCCAUGCCUGUCCGAGCAUCACCUCGCUUAGCUUCACUGAAGAUCACUCAUGAUUUAAAUACUGAGCCUGAAGAUGAACUUAUCGGUGUAAAUCUUGUCAAUGAGGUACAGUCUACUAAAGAAAAUCCUACUGAUAAGUCACGAUUGAACCAAGCAGGCAUUUCCACUGAAAUGACGUCUGUUCAGGAAAGGGCUGACAAUCAGUUGCUGUCAAGCCAAGCAGACACCGGGAAUCACAUACGUGUUAUGGAGGGGGACACUACAGAUUCGUCACAGCUGAGACAAGCUGACACUGUGAACCAAAUACUCACAGAUCAGGAAAAUGCUGUCAGUCAAUUACAGUCGAGCCACACAGAUUAUUUUGUUCAAAUACGACCUAGACAAGAAUACGUUACCAAUUACUCACAAUCACAGUUGAGCCGUGCUGCCACUGUGAAUCAAAUAGAGACUAAUCAAAGGAACAUGUCAGGUCAGUUGCAGUCUAGCCAAGCAGAUUCUCUGGAUCAAAUACAGACAGAGCAGGAAAGUUCUGCCAGUCGGUUACAGUCAAGCCAAGCAGACUCUUUCAAUGAAAUACAUACUAUACAAGAAUACAUUACUGAACAGUCAGAGUCACAAGUAAGCCAUGCAAAUCAAAUACAGAUUGAUCUAGGAAACACUGUCGAUCUGUUGCCGUCGAGCCAAGCAGACGCCAUAUUUCAAAUGGAGACUACACAAGAAUACAUUACCAACCAGUCUCAGUCAAGACAAGCAGAUAUUGUGGAUCAUAUGCAGGUUAAUCAGGAUAACACUGCUAAUCAGUUCCAUUUGAGACAAGCUGACACAGUCAACAGAAUACAAACUAUGCAGGAGAGCACCACUGAUCAGCCACAGCUCAUCCAAGCUUUAACUGUGAAUCAAAUACAGGUCAAUGGGGAAAACACUGCCAAUCACGUCCAGUCAAGGCAAGCAGAUACUGUGAAUCAUAUACAGCUUAAUCAGGAUAACACUGUCAAUCAGUUCCAGUUGAGACGAGCUGACACAGUCAACAGAAUACAAACUAUGCAGGAUAGCACCGCUGAUCAGCCACAUCUCAUCCAAGCUUUAACUGUGGAUCAAAUACAUGCCAAUAGGGAAAACGUUGUCAAUCACUUCCAGUCAAGGCAAGCAGAUACUGUGAAUCAUAUACAGGUUAUUCAGGAUAACACUGCCAAUCAGUUCCAGUUUAGACGAGCUGACACAGUCAACAAAAUACAAACUAUGCAGGAUAGCACCACUGAUCAGCCACGGUUCAUCCAAGCAUUAACUGUGAAUCAAAUACAGGCCAAUGGGGAAAAUACUGCAAAUUACUUACAGCCAAAUUAUGCUGAAAAUAAUAUCAUGCAAGUUGGUUUCUCUUUAACUCCUGAGCCGGAAGAAGCACCUGCCACAAGCUUUUGGAGAAAUGUUGCAAAUCAGGAGUUACCGGUUUCCAUGCAAACAGAUGGAAAACCUGUUGUGAGCUCUGCGUUAAAUGUUGAAUACCAAAAUGUGCCAGCCACAGCACCCGCUCAGCCAACGCGAGCUCCACAUCCUGAAGCAGCCUCCUAUCCGUCUGGGCUGGCUGUGCCAUCUCUAUUUGGGAAUUCCUGGUCAGAUCCAUGCAUUGAGUUUGCCUUCAAGACCCUUAGAGGUGACAUUCCUGUUCUGGAUGAUACUUCAGCUGUUGAACAAUACUUCCCUCAACAUGACUUGAAUAAACCUCCAUCACCAGAUUAUUCUGCUUCACCAAGUUGUUUUAGUUCCUCUUUUGACAAUACUAGAAACUUUACACAAGUCGACCAUGCCAGCCUCCCAGCACCGAAUCCGUCAGAUAAACUAUACAAUGGUGGUUGGUUCCCUCCCAAGUGACUUCCCUAGAAGGAAAAAAGUGCAGCACUACGAUGUACCUGCUAAGAUGCUAAAGAGGAAAGCCCAAGUCUGGUACUUAUUGUUAGAACUAUGUUGUAAUUCAUGAUCUAAUCUGGUAUAUGCUGUAAAACUGUUGUAUGAUUGUAUCUUGCUCUAACUUGUAGACAAAAUGUACAUCCGACUAGAGUUACCUUGUAGGGUUAACAUAGCUUCAAGAACAGAAUGUCGAGUAGAGGGAUCAAUGUUGUUUCUGUCUUUUUUUGGUUGCGUGCAGUUGCUGGGAUAUUCAUACCAUAUACUGUCAGAGCUAGCUCACUGAUGUGCCAUCACAUGGAGUGUCUUAAUUAUUUGAGAUAAAUUCUUCCAUGCGGAUGAUGAGCCCUUUAAUUUUGCUUUUAAGGCCAACAUGUAUUGAAUUGUGUUUCGAUGGGAUAGUAAAAGUGCCAGUGCAUUCAAGUGCAACAA